Messenger RNA from Rubroshorea leprosula, 1307 nucleotides. The record is from the annotation of a GenBank genome assembly. NCBI's taxonomy places the organism in Eukaryota, Viridiplantae, Streptophyta, Magnoliopsida, Malvales, Dipterocarpaceae.
ACUAUUAGAAAACCAGCAAAAAAUUUGCAAUGUCAUUGUUCCCUGCAAGCAGGAGAAACUGUUCAAGUCCUUUCAUACAUUUAGGGAGAACAUAUGAUUGCAUUGAGGAACAUUUGUUUUGGUUCAAAAUUUUCAGGCAAACUACAGCUUCUCUUACCAUCCUCAUAAAAAAUCUUUCUCCUUAUUUUGUGAUAAUAUGUAAAUGGUUCUUGCAUUGGCUCUGUAAAAUUGAACUCCCAUGUCCACUCUUCAUUGUGGUGAAUGGAAUUCUUCUUCUUGACACUUAAACCAAUCUUGGAAUUUGUCCCAAGACAGCAACACAUGUCUGUUUCAUUUGCCUGGAAAUCUAGAUAGAACCCUUGACACAUUUCUCAACCUCCAGCCUUUCCCAUGUUACCAUCAACUAUGAAAUCAAGAAAAGAUUAAGCAAGUAAUAACAUUAAUAAAAACCAUAAAUAUGUAGGAAACUGUAUUAGCCUAAAUAUGAUAGUAAUGCACAUGCCAAUUUCAUGCUAGAGUAAAGGCUUCAUACAUUUGUUUCAGUUUCAAAAGCAAGUCUGAACAUGCAGAUCUCUAUUCCUGCCCACAGGUUGAUGUUCAUCCAUAAAGAGAGAGGAAGCACAGAUGUAAGGCACCAUUUUCAUUUUGGGUUAGAGAUGUAUAAGUCAUUUAGAAAUGUAAACAAGAAAGAUCAGUCUUAAUGGUCAAAAUCAUAUUAACUUUGAACAAAAAGCAUAAAAAAGGAGUUGCAACAGAAAAACAACCAUCCCUGUACUUUCUCCCCUACCUAUAAUGAAAUGUUUCUUUUUUGGGGGUGAUUCAGCUUGUUCUAUAGAUUAAGCAUUAGUCAUAUAACUCAUCAUAGAGCAUCAAGUUAUUACCUCAAUUCCUAUCCUUCAAACUUCAGCAAAAGAUAUCCAAUUCAUUGGCACACCAUCACUCUUCAGAGAAGAUAUUAUCAAUAAUUUAAUCCUUCUUCCACACAUUUUAUUAAAAGCAUGGCUGAAGAUUUAUGAAGAAAACCAGGGGAGGAUGCAAUAUUAGAAAAACAAUUAUCCAAAUUGAAGAUAUCAACAUACAAUUUCACAAGGAGAAAAAUAUAAUGCGCUCAUAUUAUAAUCAUACAUAUGGAAAAGGUUAGUUAAUUAGGGACUCCUAAGUCCUUUCAUCCAAAACAGUGCUGUUUCAGUAGCUUAGGCCAACUAGACAAGACUAGAGUGAUUCUGUCAUUUCACAACUGGGUUUGCUUUUAAUCUAAGGCUUGAACCAUCAAAUGACAACUUCUUGGAUAAAAAGACUCUAAUCUA